GAUGCAUCGGACUAUUCAUAUCGGCAUCGCCAUCGGGAGAUGCGAUGGGGCAGAUAUAACCCUGGCGUCUUAAGGCUCCCCCAGACUUUUGCUUCGUUUUACCUGCUUGGCUUCACGCAGGUGUUGUUUCGAACGCACAAGCUUGCGGCGUCUGUCACUCAUUUUUGGAACUACUAACUGCCGUGUAGGCUAGUCAUUCAUUUACUGUAUUUUGUGUUUCACGUUUUAUCCCCAUCACUCUCGUUCAACAACCUUACAGGGAUUCUGUGCACCACAGCACAAGCCGUCAUGAAGUGUCUUGUGCCUACUGCAGCCCUAUUUGGGGCUGCACUCGCAGCAUUCGACCAGCCCCUUGGCCCAACCAUCACCCCGGAGGGACCGAAAGCUAACUCCACAUACGACUAUGUCGUCGUCGGCUCGGGACCUGGUGGUGCACCACUCGCUGCUCGGCUGGCCUUGGCCAACUACAGCGUGCUGCUGAUCGACGCCGGCGAGGACCACGGGACUGAUCCUCAGAUAGAGGUGCCAGCCUUGCAUGUCUUGUCAUCAGAGUACAAGCCGAUUGCCUGGGACUACUUUGUCAACCACUAUUCCGACCCCGUCCAGGCCCGCAAGGACAGCAAGUUCACCUACCGGAAGCCCGAUGGCGACUUCUACGUCGGCCUGGACCCGCCGGAGGGCGCUGAGCCACUUGGUAUCCUGUACCCUCGUGUCGGAGCCCUAGGUGGUUGCUCCCAGCACAACGCCCUAGUUACCAUCCUGCCACAGGACAAUGACUGGGAGUAUAUCGCUCAGAUCACGGGUGACGAUACCUGGGGCGCCGAUAACAUGCGCGAGUACUACAAGAAGCUGGAGAAAUGCCACUACUUACCGGGAGGUCUUGAUAGCCAGUCCCAUGGUUACGAUGGGUGGCUGGAGACGCAGACCACUCCCGCGAUCCUGAUUGCCGAGGAUCCCAAGGUCCUCUCCCUCGUUCUCGCAGCCGCCACCACCAUGGGCAAGAGCCUGGUCGACAAGAUCCUCCACACUGUGACCGGCCUGCUCGAGAUCCUGGUCCUGGAUGUCAAUACGGAUUUGUCUACUCGGGACAAGUUCGAUGACAUCUACCAGAUCCCGCUCUCCAUGAAGGAGCCCGACCUGUCCCGGUCCUCUCCCCGCGACUUCGUCUAUGACAUUGCCACCGCCACCAACGAGGAUGGCUCCAAGAAGUACAAGCUCGAUCUCGCCCUCAACACCCUCGUCACGAAAGUCAACUUCGACCAGAGCGGCGAGAAGCCCAGGGCCACUGGUGUGGAGUACCUGUACGGCAAGAGCAUCUACCGCGCCGACCAGCGCGCAAGCAAGACAGAAGACGGCGGUAUCCCCGGCCAGGUCUUCGCCAGCAAGGAGGUCAUCGUCGCGGCGGGUGCGUUCAACACCCCCCAGCUCCUGAAGCUCAGCGGCGUGGGCCCCAAGUCUGAACUCGAAUCCUUCGACAUCCCCGUGGUCAAGGACCUCCCCGGCGUGGGCGGCAACAUGCAGGACCGGUACGAGAUCGGCAUCGUGGGCAAGGCACCCACCGAGUUCUCCCUGCUCAAGAAGUGCACCUUCCUCGAUAUCAACGGCACCGAGGGCGGCGACCCCUGCUACGACCAGUGGCGGGACGGCCUGGGCGGCGGUCUGAAGGGCGGCUACACCACCAACGGCAUCGCCUUUGGCUACUUCAAGCACUCGUCCGUCGCCGAGAACGGCGACCCCGACCUGUUCCUCGGCGGUGUCCCCGCCGCCUUCCCCGGAUACUACCCCGGCUACGCGGCCGACGCCGUCUCGGACCUCAGCAUCUGGACCUGGCUGACGCUCAAGGGCCACAGCCGCAACAACGCCGGGGUGGUGAACCUGACGAGCGCCAACCCGCGCGACACCCCCAACAUCACCUUCCACAGCCUGUUCGAGGGUGUCGGCGGCGAGAAAGACCUCCAGGCCGUGUACGAGGGCAUGCAGUACGGCAUCCAGGCCUUCGAGAACCUUGUUCCCCUCGACGGCUCUUUUGAGCGUAUCCGCCCUCCCCCGGAGAUCUCGUCCGAGGAGGACCUCAAGACGUGGGCUAAGGACGAGGCCUGGGGCCACCACGCCAGCUGCACCGCCCCCAUUGGCGCCGAUGACGACCCGAACGCUGUUCUGGAUGGUAACUUCAGCGUCCGUGGCGUUGAUGGCCUGCGCGUCGUGGAUGCCUCUAUCUUCCCCAAGAUUCCGGGCUUCUACAUCGUGCUGGCUAUCUACAUGGCUAGCGAGAAGGCUGCGGAUGUCAUCAUUGCGGAUGCCCUAGCCGCUGCUGCUUGAUCUACAUAAAAAUGUGGAUAUGCCAGGAGGCAUGACUCAAGCUCACCUACUUAAUUACGUUGAUUCAUUAUAGACUUAAUCAUAAUUAUUCACAGCGUUUGCUGUUCAA
This is a messenger RNA of Diaporthe batatas, 2428 nucleotides long. RefSeq lists its product as uncharacterized. The record is from RefSeq and is a predicted model, not a curated record. The coding region runs from base 289 to 2319 and encodes 676 amino acids. Gene Ontology annotation, molecular function: oxidoreductase activity, acting on CH-OH group of donors; flavin adenine dinucleotide binding. Lineage: Eukaryota; Fungi; Ascomycota; Sordariomycetes; Diaporthales; Diaporthaceae. The transcript is spliced from 2 exons.